Molecule: messenger RNA, 11056 nt
Organism: Maylandia zebra (zebra mbuna)
Lineage: Eukaryota; Metazoa; Chordata; Actinopteri; Cichliformes; Cichlidae
Gene: kcna4
Product: potassium voltage-gated channel, shaker-related subfamily, member 4
Biological process (GO): potassium ion transmembrane transport; protein homooligomerization; action potential
Cellular component (GO): membrane; dendritic spine; voltage-gated potassium channel complex
Molecular function (GO): potassium ion binding; protein binding; delayed rectifier potassium channel activity
Source: RefSeq, a predicted model, not a curated record
GGGGGGGGGGACUGAGGCGAUGUCGUUUUGGCCCCCUUUCAGAUCUCCUGAGAGCGUCAGAUGAAUAAAGUCAUUCAAAUUCACCGGAGCUGUAUAAAAUAACGGAGAUCUCUCUUCCUCUCUCUCUCUUUUUUAAACUCGUCCUAAAAUGGCAACCAUGAGUGACCAGGGAGGAUCAAAAGACGCAUUCGGGCGCAAGCCCGCCUCGCGGAGAAAUUAACCACCUGAUGGGCACCGGAGGAACCGAGGAGAGACUGUUUAGGUGUCGCUUGUUGACUUGGUGAUUUACAAUGCUGAGCAAAUAAGGGGCGCUGCAAGUUUGACCGAGCGUCUGCGUAACAGGCUAUGCCACCGGCCUUUACAUCUGAUCUUUUUCCUUCUUUCUUCUUCUUCUUCUUUUUUUUUGGAUAUGGUAAUGAUGUCAUGAAAUACCGGAGGAGGGGGGGCUGUACCUAAACUGGAAGAGAUGGCAAUCAGUAUCAUGUAAGUAGGAUACAUGGGAUUCGCUCAGCAUGGACCCAUCUGAGGUGUGUUUGCUAUUCUGACUUUCUCGCAUUCACGACUGAUUGGUCGAGAGGCUUCAUGCCUCAUUUUGUCUCCCUGCGCGCGCUGAGCUGCAACUUUUGUCCUCUGGUCUGCGUCCACAUCACAGCGCGCGAGCGCUUACUGUAAGCGUCCGCGGACCGAAGCGCUCACUGACUUAAAAUGGAGUUUGCCAUGGUGGGCGCGGACGGUGGGUGCAACAGCCACCUGCCUUACGGAUAUGCCCAGGCUCGCGCGCGGGAGAGGGAGCGCGAGAGGGAGCGCCAGGCUGCCCACACCAGAGCGGCGGCCGCAGCGGCUGCUGCCGAAGGUGGAACGUGCACGGAGGGAGGUGGAGGAGGAGGUAGCUGCGGUGGCGUCGGAGGGUCCACCUCCAACACCUCCUCGAGCGCUCAUCUCCUUAACAACCGCCAGCAUCAGUCUCGCGCCGCCUCCUCCGCGAACGCCAACAUCAGCAGCGGCGGUACCGCCUCGCGCCCCUCCCCCUCCUCCUUCACCUCCACCACCACCACCUCCACCUCCUCCGCGCAGCAGAACCAGCAGGAGCCCGAGCAGCAGCAGAGAUUUGUCCGAGAGCGGAAAAAGCAGCGCGGCGUCGGACGCUGGAGACGGAACCGGGGCACUCUCGGUGGGGACCUGCGCCACUCCGAGCUGGCUCUGCUCGGAUCCGAGGAGGACAUCAUGAUAGAGGAGGAAGAGGCCGAAGGAGCCGAGGAAGAGGAGGAGGAGGGGGAGGGGGGCGGGGGCGACCGGGGGAGCAAAAGGUCGAGUUUUUUGUGCAACAUGGAUGAUGAGGAGGAGACCGUGUCGAUCACCGACAGGCGGCCCCAGUCCGGAUACGAAAACGUUUACAGCGAGUGCGGCUGCUGCGAGAGAGUUGUCAUCAACGUGUCGGGUCUGAAGUUUGAAACUCAGCUCAAGACGCUCACUCAGUUCCCGGACACGCUCCUGGGAGAUCCGGACAAGAGGAUCAGGUACUUCGACCCGCUGAGGAACGAAUACUUCUUCGACCGGAACCGACCGAGUUUUGACGCCAUUCUUUACUACUACCAGUCAGGCGGGCGCUUAAAAAGACCAGUCAACGUCCCAUUUGACAUAUUUUCCGAGGAGGUCAAGUUUUAUGAACUCGGGGAGGAGGCGAUACUAAAGUUUCGGGAGGAUGAGGGCUUCGUCAAAGAGGAGGAGAAACCUCUGCCGGAGGAUGAGUUCAAGCGCCAGAUUUGGCUGCUCUUUGAGUAUCCGGAGAGCUCGAGCCCUGCCAGGGGGAUCGCGGUCGUGUCCGUCCUUGUUAUUGUCAUUUCUAUUGUGAUUUUCUGCCUGGAGACGCUGCCGGAGUUCAGGGAUGACAAAGAGUAUCUACAGCCACGAAACAACUCCUCUCAAGCCGAUCACGGAUUUACUCCUUUUAACGACCCUUUUUUCGUCGUGGAAACGGUCUGCAUCAUCUGGUUCUCGUUUGAGAUUAUAGUUCGCUUCUUUGCCAGUCCGAGCAAAACUCUCUUCUUUAAAAACAUUAUGAACUCCAUAGACAUUGUUUCCAUUUUGCCUUAUUUCAUUACUCUCGGCACGGACCUGGCGCAGCAUCAGGGCAACGGACAGCACGCGAUGAGUUUCGCCAUCCUGAGAAUAAUCCGCCUUGUCAGGGUGUUUCGCAUCUUCAAGCUGUCCAGGCACUCUAAGGGGCUGCAGAUCCUGGGUCACACCCUGCGUGCCAGCAUGAGGGAGCUGGCCCUCCUCAUUUUCUUCCUGGUCAUAGGUGUCAUCCUGUUCUCCAGCGCGGUGUACUUCGCCGAGGCGGACGAACCCACCUCGCAGUUUACGAGCAUCCCGGACGCGUUUUGGUGGGCUGUAGUGACCAUGACCACAGUGGGUUACGGAGACAUGAAGCCCAUCACUGUGGGUGGGAAGAUAGUGGGCUCCCUCUGCGCGAUCGCGGGCGUGUUAACCAUUGCGCUCCCGGUCCCGGUCAUAGUGUCCAACUUCAACUACUUUUAUCACAGGGAGACCGAUAACGAGGACCAGUCGCCGGUGGUGGAGAGCAUGCCCCCGGGCUGCCCGUACUUCCCUGACUUUCUAAGAAAAUUCAAAGGCUCGCCCUCUGGCUCCUCGCUCGGUGACAAAGCGGAGUAUAUGGAAAUGGAGGAGGGGGUGACGGAGUCGCUUUGCGGGCUGGACAAGAGCCCCAGUAAAGGAAACGGCACAGACAUAAGCAGAAAAAACAGUACUAACUCAAAAUCCAUUCAGACUGACGUGUGAUUACAAUUAGAGUUUAUUAUUAUUAAUUAUUUUUCCUGAAGAAGAAGAACACGCCCUAUAAAGAUAAUUUUGAGCAUCAUUUCUGCCCAACAGCAGGUGACCCCCUCCCGCCCUCACAUCCCCAACACAAGUUUGAAACACGCCUCAGACACACACACACACACACACACACACACACACACACACACACACACGCACAUUCAUGCCACUGAUUGGCAGGUUGUGAUGCUUCUCUCUCUUUCUCCUGUUUUUAACCAUCGCGCACUUCUCUAACAGCAGCCUUUCCCCCAAACCAUCUUCACCACACACCAGUCUAUUUGUUCAUCUAAGCUGUGCGGGCUUCCAAAUCUGACAUCAAAUUGAAAUUCUAGUAAAGACAGGCUAUGCAUUCGCACUUUAUGAGUUUCAUCUGUCAAUAACAGAUAUAGGGAUGAUCGUUUUUGCUGUUAUGCAAUAAAGUUCAAAAUCUGUUUGCACUAAUGUAGAUUUUUUUUUUUUUUUGCGCUGGGUUUUGACAGAUUUGUAUUCAGAGACAGAAGCUGUAGGCCAUGAAAGUGGCGCGUAUUUAGUAAUCCUCUGACCACUUCGCUAAAGAAUGUUUGAACAACUUCCUCACAGAGAGCAGACUAAGGAUAUUAAUAAUCCCCUUUAUAUGCUGCCAGUAAAACUAAAGAAAAAAGAAAAAAUUGGAAACGAAAAUACGGAUAAGUCUUUUGUAACUGUUCCAGUAUUUAACAUUAAAGAAAAGCUAACUGAUAAGACAGCAUUUAGUAAACCAGGGCUACAGUUAUUUCUAUGACACCUACACAACUAUGUUUUUCCACAACAGGCCAAAAGAAAAAAAAAAAGCCUUCUAUUGCUGACCCACUGCGAGAGCUAAGCACAGGAAUCACCAGUUUAUAAAAUGGCUGGAGAAAUGACUCGCCCCAGGUUUUGUAUGGACAUGCUUGUUGGAAACUCGGCGACAGCAGUUUUCCCCAGUUUCAUUUAAACCACCUCAAAAUGACAAUAUCCCUUUACAAGGAGGCAGAUGGAAAGUUAAAGCAAAAAUGACUCAUCGUGGAAACUCAUUGGAAGGGAGCUUGCGAGCAAUUUUCUCUCCUGUCUGCUGGACUUCGUGCACAAUUCCUUCCCCCCCCACCCCGCCUCACCCCCCAAGAGGACUGCGAUUAUCUGCGAGCUCGGAGGAUCGUCAUGAUGUGGAUGUCUUCCAAGCGCUGCCAGUUACAGGGAGAGGGAGUAUCCCUGCACCCCGCCCGCAUCUCUGGAAAUCACAGAGAACAAGCAAAACGUUGUGACAGGUCAUCUUGAGCACAAGCGGACACUGAAAAGCAACAACCGGAUGACACUUGGCGUUUGGACAAUUGGAGGAGAGAGCUGCUGUAUGGUAUCAGUAAACAAACCCUCGAAGGCUGAGACUGGAGUUAGCGUGUGAGUGAGUCGCGGCCCAAAAUGAUUGCCUUAAUUACUACACAUGUAAAGAUGUAUGAAGUGAAGAUAACUAAGAAGACUUGUUCAAAAAUACAGAUGUUUUAUUUACAUGUGAAAAAAGUGUCUUGUAAGGAACAGAUGUGAAUAUUUUAAUAUGAUAGAGAUAAUGUUUGGUCGUAACGUCGACAUGUUUUAGUUGGGUCGGCUUCGUAGGUGUCAUAGGUUACUAAAUGGUGAGUUUGCUCUGCUUCUGUGCGGCCAGCAGUAUGACUUUUUAAAAAAAAAAAAGAAAUCUCGUUUCAUAUUGUCAACCACACAAGGCUGGCCUGAGUUGCUCGCUUAUCUGUUGGCAAAAAAAAAAUUAAAUAACGAUCUACGACACAUUGUGUCAUAACACAUGGAAAUCCUCGUCCGGAAAGUGUAUAGGGUUGGGAGAGAAAUACGAGACAUAUAUUGACUGGCUCAAUGCAACACACUGAAAUACAUCAGAAGAUUAUCCUCUUACAUUAAGAUCCACUUACACUAAAGCAAAGAUGUCAGGCACAUAAACACCCAUCAUAAAUAUCAGCCACACUCACUUUCUAUCACAGCAGACGAAACUCGCCGGGCUCUCACUGCUCGAGAAUCAUUGACGUAAAGACGAAAUACCUUACGUUUCUUUUCUCCGAUGCAAAUUUAGAGCUGACCAGCUGCUUUGUUGAUAUGUUUUCACUUUGAAUUUACCUGUAUGCAAAAGUAACAUGGACGUGUGUUCUAUAUUUUUUUAAACCUAGCCUUGAUAAUUACAUUAACCAAAGGUGAAACCCUGAAUUUACUGUAUGUUGUGGACUUCUGGAAAAUGUUGUGACAUAGAUGCACACUGAAUAGGAAAAAAAAUGUAAAUACCAGACGUUUCUACUUGUGUGUCCUAAGAUGUGUUUCGCAGAUAGAGUAAUUUGAGACUUUUCACUUUCUUUGACUGUUAUGACCAUCCACCAUAAUCCUCUGUGUUCAGUUUGUCCGUUUCACUUUCUUCAUAUUGUUGCGAAUGCUGCUCCAACAUUCUUCAAUGUACUUCUUUAUUUCAUUUGUUCCUUUUUCUUCUUUUGUCUUUUUAACAAAACUCCCAUUGAAAAUCCACUUACCUAUUUAUUUGGCAUAUUGAGACAUGAGGUUACUGAUGUCAUUUGUGCAGCUUUGUGAGAGGGGCGCUGGCAUUUGUUACCGCUCUUAGAUCUGCAAAGUUGCCUGUGAAUACAAGGAUUAGAAAUGUCCACUGACAUGCCAGUAGUAGUAAAUCAUAUCACAUACAUACAUAUAUAAAUAUAUUUUAAUGAAGACAUUGUUUUCCUUUAAAAAGCACCCUUUACAUACACUAUUUGCUUUAAUGGCACAUGAAAGCUUGUGUCCUUCAUCUUAUCUUCCAAGUUCUCAUGUGUGCUCUUUUUCUGAAAAUUCAUAUCUGUAAUUACCUCAAUAUAGUGACCCUUACGAAAGAUGUUUACUGAAUGUUAAAAAAUUUCCUUGGUGUCAAAUUCUUUUCUUCUUCUUUUUUUUUUUUUAAAUCACCCUAUAGCCACAAUAUUUUAAAAACAGAUGUCAGUGGUUUAUUUGGGGUACUCUUUAUAGAAAAGAUGUGGGGGUUUUUUCGUCAGUUUACUUUAUCAUUGUGAGGAGGGAUACCAGCAGUUUAACCAAGAACACCAGUGCACAGUAGCAGAGGUUAGGGACUGUCACUUUAAAAAGUUGCAUAACAACAAAUGUGUGAAAGAAAGGAGGGGAAAAAGGUGAUCCAAAAGGAGCAAUCACACAUCCAAUUGUAGCUAAGGAUGCACACACACACAUAUGUGAUGCAGCAUGUGACAGCAAACUGGUUUCAUUUAUCUACCUUUUAUGAUGAGAUUGUAAUUUGAAGAUGUCAGACUGUGCGUUGGAGUUAUUGCAAUAUAGUAAGAAUGAAAAUUAAUAGUCAGUUGUAGCACAUUUGUUAACUUCUGAUAAAAUCUGUGCUAGCAUCAUGCGAAACCAUUGAUCACUGUAGGCUAACGAUGUGAAAGUCACACCCUUGGGCGUUGUGUCUGCGCUGAGCAGGGGGUUUCGCGUCAUGGCUAAAACGUUGGCUGGACGAGGUGUUUAUUUGCAGUUUAUGCAUCACAAACUGUUAAACUGUAUUUUGGGGGCAUAGCUUUAAGAAGCAUUUGCAAGCAGUGACGCUACAAUAAAUAUUUGAAAUAUUCAUGAAGUCCAGUUGUUCUUGAUUGCGUCGUUGCUGGGAUUCAUGGUCCGUAUCUUUGACCGGCUUUUUGCAUGCUGCAUCACAUAUACGUCCAAUGUUAGUGUGUGCCGAUUGUUAUUGUCGACUCAUAUUGACAGAAACAUGAUUUUCUGUGAUGUAAAUUGGUUAUUUUUUGCUGGAUAAAUGUUCAGCAGUAGUGUCAUGAAGGGUGGAAAUUCUUUAAAACAAUAUUCUUCUUGACUUUUGCACAGCAGAGGACUAAAUGACAAAAAUCAUAUCAGCACCUCCUAUCAUCUAUCAGCUAAAGUUGUUGUUUUAAACACUGCUGUUAGCCCAGAUUUUACAGUUGGCGCAUUGUUUCUUUUAGCUACAAUUUGCAUGUUUCUUUAAAAAUCACGUUAACGUAAAACUGGAAAAAAAAUGUUGACAAAUGUAGAAAUUAUUAAGGGAAAUUAAAUGAAUGAAAUUAAAAUGUUUAUGAAACAAUAUAACAAAUGAUUUGGCUAUUUAGCACACAGGCACAAAGCUUUGGAGCUAUCACAUUUUUCUUUGAUAAUUAAAACAACAAUUCAUUAUACGCAGAGUUUAAGCUAAAACCGGCUCCUAGGUACUUAUCAACUGUACAGACAGUCUGUCUUUCCCCAGCUAGAAGGACGGAAAACUUAUUACCCAAAAAUGUUGAGCUAUUUCUUUCACAGGUAGAUUAAAUCAAAAUUGUGACUGAUGUCCAAAAAUAUAUUUUCAGAAGUAAUCUCAUUACACUGAUCUUGUCAGAUUAUGUGCCUGAAGCACAAGAUGUUCCAAACCCGGAGAGGCCCAGGGAGCGUCAGGAGAGGCCAGCACAAGCAUUUGAAGCUGAACAUUAGCUCACGGGGUGUUCAGAUAUCUGAGACGCAGCUAUCCCAGAUACUAUCGCACCAACUGCCAGUGAUGACCAGAAGCUGUGUGACACUGAUAUAUUUAUGAGGGACAAAUUAAUUAGCUACAGCUUGGUGUUACCACAAAAGCCAAAGAGUAAUAUUCCCACAGGUUAGUAGACAGAAAAAGAACAUGAUCAGCCUGCCAAUUGAUCCCGCAGGCCACCGCAUUCAAUCAAGCAGAGCAAAUAAGCACCAAAGGAGGCUGGAGGAAAUCUGGGCACUCUGUAACCCAUUUCCUCAAUCUAUGAAUUAAAAUAAUUUAUUUGGUUAGACUUGACAAUUGUGUCGAGCUGCACUGAUGCACAGCACUGAGUUAUAUAUGCUCUAAACUAAAUACUCAGAAGGAAACCAAGAAAAAUGUCACAUACAAAGACAGAAGAUUACCAAGGCGGAAUUUCAGCCUUUGAAGCAGAAAAUCAUGGACGUGUACACUAAACAGAAAGGUCCUCAGAUUAUCCAGCCUCAUCAUCCAGGUCCUGUCGUGAGCAAACAGCUGCAUCACUUCUUUAAACUUUGCACUGCUAGGCAUUCCUAAGGACGCUAAAGUGACCUGCGGUAAUAACUGCAGUGAUAAUUUGUUGUGAUUCAGCACGGCAAAUGAGCAGAUUUUACAAAGCUGCUGGGGAGGUUACCAACAGUUUGUGUGGGGACAUUAGAUAACACACAGGACGAGGUGAGAGGAGAACAUUUUAAUUACAAUUGCCUUGGAGCUAGAAAACUCACCAACGCUACAUGUAAAACAUUUCUGAAUGCCAGAGAGAGUAGCUCACACAACUGCUGACCAGAGUCGCUCAGAUCAGUUUUGAACUCAACACAUCAAAGAAAAGAACUAGACUCAAACAAAAGAAAACAAUUGUUGGGACUGAGUUUUAGAUUAAUAAGACCUCUUACGUAAGCGCCCACAUUGUGAGAAAGUGCUUUUCUGUCGAAGCUCACGUAUUUCUGAGGCCUAAACACCUGCGAGACUCUUCCGUCUCUGUGCAACCGAGCAAGAUUAAGUUUUAAGAUGAAUGCCUCCUUUAGUCAAUAACAAAGGAUUUACUCACUGAAAGAAAUCACCGAUUGGUUUCUAAAGCCAAGACAAACAAGACGGUUCAGAUUUAGCUGAGAAAAAAGUUUCUUAUGGUUUUUCAGCGUUGAUCCAAAACCGUCGAAAUUACAUCCUCAUGUUCAGCCAGCCUUUGAAUUUAGUCCAGGUUUCAGUUUCUUCGUACAUUUGGGCUCCACAAUGACAGAGCAUUUCACAGAGCAUCACAGUUAUUAAAAACCAACCCGAAAACCAAGACCCUGCUCAGUGAAACAAAAAUGUCAGUUUUGCCUUUAAGACUGAAUUUACUCUUCAUACACUGAAUUUGAUUCAAAUUUAAAACCCUCUUUUUGUCUCCAGAUAUCUUGAAAGGACAAACCGACUGAGCCUGAUAUCUUCACAUUGCACCCGGAAAGCACUGCAGAUGCUUCCAUGCGGCUCGGUUUGGAUAUUACAUCCCGCCGACACAUACUGUACAUAAAUAAAAGCGCUGCAUUAUUAUGAGGAUAAAAGCCCGAGUGUUUAUUGUAAUAUCCACAGCAUUAGAUAACAGCAGAAACUCGUUUUAUGUCUUAAUCUCCUUAUAAACAAGGUGCCCUGUGAGGAGCGCUGCAGAACUGUUGAGCGGUGACGCAGUUUGCUUUUGCUGUGAAGUGUUUUCGUGCUGCAAAUUCAAUGAACGCAGUGUUUACCUGUCCGCAUCCAUAUAUUUAGAAACCGGUCUGAGAUAUGAGACAAAUAAAACAAAAAAAGCUUUGCAUAAUUUGUUUGUGUCUGUUGGAAAUACAGCUAAUGUAAGCACAAAGGUCAGAUUACUGGGUUUACAGCGAGGAUGACCACAUGACCACGAGUAUUACGUUGGAAUUGGAAGCACCUUUAGUAGUUAAUACAGAAGCAACUAUAACUGGUCAUACAUGUAACUCUACCACAAACCAGUGAUAUCCUUGCUGCGUUUCUCUAGACAGAGAUUACAGGGCUCAACCAUCUUUCAUCAAAGUACAAGACAUAUGACUUUUUUUUAUUAAGUGUGGACUUAUCUCUUCGGUUGUUGAUGGAAAACAGGUUCUAGCUUAUCCAAAUUCAGGCCAUGAUGCUUUUAUCAUAUCCCAAAUGUCAGACUGAGAAUCUGAGUUCUUCUGGAUUCUGAGGGAAAUUGCACCAGUUAACAAAUGACGAAUGACUAAAUAGUUGCAGCCCUAAUGGAAAACAAGACAAUUUUUUUGGAACAUUGUGUAAUUCCCCCCCUCGCUCUGUGAUAAAUGCUCUGUGUGUCAUGUCUCAGUAAAACGCAUUCGAACGCGUGAAAUUAGACAAAACACAAGCAAACAAACUAAACGUUUCCAUCAAUUCCGCAACACGUUUGCAACAUUUAGACAAAGCCAAAAAUGGGAAAAUUGCCGUCAUCGACAGGUCCGGCAGUAAAUGUGCUGCAAAUGCAGAAAACGCACUCUGAUGCAAAGCGCCCGCUUCUUUAUUCUGUCCAGUUGCACGUGCGCACUGAAUGUGGUGAAGAUGAUUGCUUCGUUUAAUUGUGUUUCGUCUAUUUGCAUGUUUUGGUUAAUUACGGAGCGUUAGCUUCUCUGGGCCUGCCGUAAUCCUCGCAUCCAAAGUAUGAUUUAAAAGCCCGCAGACGGUCAUAAAGAUGAAACGUGCUGUUUUUCGGGACGCGCCCAGCACAGAAAGAUAAUUAGUAUGUGUCCUUUUACCUACAGUAUGCAGACCAAUUACUGUAGCCAAUAAUUUUGUCAUGAACAGACUGCAUGUGGGGCACUGCACAAUUCCCCCCCAAAGCAAACCUUCACAUUUACAGGCCAAGAAACAGUGAGCAUGUGGGAGUAUCACUUUCAAGCAAACGGGCAUUCUUUAUGCACAACAUUUCUAAUUUAGCACUUUGCAAUUAGGUCAGAAACUCUUAACCUGUGAAACCGACGUGACAGUUGUUUCUGAUCAUUACUCCAGGAGAGAAUUUGACAGGACAGAGACGGGGUUCAAAACCAGGAUAAUCAGGCGUCUAUGCAAGCUGGUGCAGAUUGGUCAGCUACAAGUAACGGCGGUCACAAUCCAGCAUAUCUACUAUUAGUCUCGAUGAUUCGCACGAUCGCCUCACUCGCAGUGGAAACGCCGUCUACGUGCAGCCACGAGAGGUGUUUCUACAUGCUUGCUGCUCUGCUGCUGCAGUGUGAUGAUGACAAUGAUGGCGAUUCUGUUUUUUGUUUAGGGGGUUGAGUUUACAAAGGAGGGAUAAUCAUCAUUGAUCAGUGCAGAGAAACUGGCAGUAGUUAUUCAUGAAUAUGUAAAAUAUUUCUACAGUUCAGGUGUUGAGAAAUAUCCAUGUGAGUUUUGGCCAGCCUUGCUUUUAUUCUGCAUGAUGCUUUGUUUUGAGAAAUAUGCAUCCUAAUCCAAGGUAUGUUUGUAUUCCUUUCCUGAGGGUGCGCCUCUCUUUCUCCUUCACUCUCUCUCUCUGUAUCUUUGGAGCUUGUCACUUUCUGACCUUAAUUGUCCUGUUUUGUUUUCUUCUUUGUUUUAUUUAUAAUUAUUAUUUUUUUUUUUUGAUUAGUUUUUUUGGGGGUAAGCCUUCCAAAUUCUGGAUUUUCUACAUUCAUAACAUUUUGUAGACAGCAAUAUGAGAUGUGAUUGAAAUGGAAUAUGUGCAAUGUUGAUUAA